AUGUCUGUCGCGACGCUGUCCAAGUCGCUGCCCAAGCCGAAAUACUCGGGUGAGGAGGAGGAACUCACCAACAGCACGCGUGUGCUGAGCUCCGAGCAGUACGAAGCGCAGGUCGCACGAAAGCAGAAUGGCCCACCCGCAUACGGUAGCAGGCAAAGUUGGCGGCCCCGCGUGCCCGAGGACUUUGGCGAUGGAGGCGCGUUUCCAGAGGUUCACGUCGCGCAGUAUCCGCUGGAUAUGGGCAAGAAGGGCACACCAUCCACAUCCAAUGCCCUCGUAAGGAGAGUCGACGGAGAGGGCAAGACCAAAUACGAUGAGAUUGCGAGGCGCGGACACGGCGACUCAAGGAUCGUACAGGCGAGCUUCAAAGACUUGAUCCCGCUACGUCAACGAGCGGAUGCCGGCGAGCUGGAUUUGUCGCGUCCGAGCCAGGAAGUGGUACAGGCAACAAAAGAGAAGACAGAACAGGCACUCAUGGCCUUGGUAGCAGGACAGACUGCUGCACAGCGACCAAAGAACGUACAGGGUCGGAAAGACGAUGAGCCUACCUUUGUGCGAUACACCCCAACCGCACAAAUGGGCGAGGCCCAGGGAAAGACGCGCAUCUUCAAGAUUCAACAGCGGCAGAUCGAUCCUAUGGAACCACCGAAAUUCAAGCACAAACGUAUUCCUCGCGGACCGCCAUCUCCUCCGCCGCCCGUUCUACACUCUCCGCCGCGAAAACUGACCGCCGAAGAUCAAGAGAUGUGGAAGAUUCCGCCUCCCAUUAGUAACUGGAAGAACCCCAAGGGUUACACAGUACCUCUAGAUAAGCGUCUGGCAGCCGAUGGGCGGGGUCUCCAGGACAUCACAAUCAACGAUAAGUUUGCGCAAUUCGGCGAGGCUCUCCAGGCUGCAGACAGGCACGCUCGAGAGGAAGUCAAGCAGCGCGCCAUUAUGCAACAGCGCUUGGCAGAGAAGGAGAAGCUGCAAAAGGAGGAGCACCUGCGCAACUUGGCAAAACAGGCUCGAGAAGACCGUGCGAAUGCCUCCCGAAGGCGAUCCCAGAGCGAUUCAGAAACAGACUCGGAGGAGGAAGAGGUGCGGAAGCGAAUGGAUGCCCGCAAAGAGCGUCGCGAGGAUUUGCAGCGUGAACUCCGUCAGUCGCGCAUGGGCAAUGAGCGCAAGAUUCAGAUGCUUGCUCGUGAGCAGAACCGUGAUAUCUCAGAGAAGGUUGCUCUUGGCCUGGCAAAGCCAACACAAAGCGGAGAGUCCAUGUAUGAUGCUCGAUUGUUCAAUCAGUCGAGUGGUUUCAAUGCUGGUUUCAACGAGGACAACCAUUAUGACAAGCCUCUUUUCGCCGCUCAAGACGCAAUAAGCAGCAUCUACCGCCCGAGUGUACAACAAGACGACGGAGAAGAUGACGGGCAGACGUACGACAGGCUCACAAAGACGAGCAAAUUUGAAGUUUUAGGCAAGGCGAAGGAAGGCUUCAAGGGUGCCGAUCUACAAGAAGCUCGAGAUGGACCAGUCCAGUUUGAGAAGGAUACUGACGACCCUUUCAACAUCAAUCAGAUGAUUGACGAGGUUCGGGGCGAGAAGAAGGGCGAAAAGCGAUACGGCAUUCAAGAGCCUGAGGGCAGGUCAACGAAAAGGGCUAGGGUAGAUGAUGACAGUGAUUGA
Bipolaris oryzae ATCC 44560 is the source of this 1662-nucleotide messenger RNA. RefSeq lists its product as uncharacterized. Gene Ontology annotation, biological process: mRNA splicing, via spliceosome. NCBI's taxonomy places the organism in Eukaryota, Fungi, Ascomycota, Dothideomycetes, Pleosporales, Pleosporaceae. The transcript has a single exon. The coding region runs from base 1 to 1662 and encodes 553 amino acids. The record is from RefSeq and is a predicted model, not a curated record. Gene Ontology annotation, cellular component: spliceosomal complex.